UGAGGUUUCAUUUCUGGAAGCCCAGGAUGAUUCCCUGUCGCAAACGAAAUGUUUACACUGCAACGCAUGGCCAGAGGCACAUGCUGUUAUAGUUUAGACACACUCUCAUUAGGAAGAAUAACCAUGGAUGAUUGCAUACCAACACACAUGCUGCCUGUGGAGACACACACACACACACACACACAUGACAGGGAAAAAACAAGUUCCCAAAAAUAUCAGUCACAUGUCCCCUGUAAAUCCAGGCUUAUCUGUUAUAGCGUCUGGGGUUUCUGGUUUCCAGAGGACAUGUCUCUGCCUCAGUGCUGCUUUAGAGGACGAAUGGAGAGAUAGAGGAAACGCUAUUGAAUGAAAUAUGGACUUAUGGGCCAUGAGCCUUAAUCUAAAUCGUAUUAAUCUCUGCUCGAUCAUUGGGGAGGACUACGAUCGCCUGCGACCCCUGUCCUACCCCAUGACAGAUGUCUUCCUCAUUUGCUUCUCCGUGGUGAAUCCGGCCAGCUUCCAGAACGUGAGAGAGGAGUGGGUCCCUGAGCUGCAGGAGUACGCACCCAACGUCCCUUACUUGCUCAUUGGCACUCAGAUUGACCUGCGGGACGACCCCAAGACUAUUGCCAAGCUGAACGACGUGAAGGAGAAGCCCAUUGCGACAGAACAAGGCCAAAAGCUAGCAAAGGAGGUGAGAAAUGGAUAGUUCCUUUUUCUCAAGAACAAAAUAAAACUGAAACUUUGUACUAAGAAAAACUCAGAAGUGAGUCAAAAGGAAAGCAAAAAAGAUUGUCGUGACUUACUGGUUUGACCUAAAAAAAAAAAAAAAAAAAAAAAAAA
Molecule: messenger RNA, 822 nt
Organism: Puntigrus tetrazona (Sumatra barb)
Lineage: Eukaryota; Metazoa; Chordata; Actinopteri; Cypriniformes; Cyprinidae
Product: rho-related GTP-binding protein RhoQ-like
Exons: 3
Coding region: 353-688 (111 amino acids)
Biological process (GO): cortical actin cytoskeleton organization; small GTPase-mediated signal transduction
Molecular function (GO): GTP binding; GTPase activity
Source: RefSeq, a predicted model, not a curated record